Molecule: messenger RNA, 1818 nt
Organism: Trypanosoma grayi
Lineage: Eukaryota; Euglenozoa; Kinetoplastea; Trypanosomatida; Trypanosomatidae
Exons: 1
Coding region: 1-1818 (605 amino acids)
Source: RefSeq, a predicted model, not a curated record
AUGUCAGGUGUUUACCGCGACCCGGUGUCGCAUCUGGCCAUCGUGUCUCUAGAGGCGAUGGACCGCAAGGCCCGCGACGCCUUCCGCCGGCUGCUGCAGCUGCUGCCGCCCACCGGUGGGGUCAUUCCUGUAAUUCUGUAUUACGUCCAUGUGGUGAGGCGCACGCGACGCGGGAAAGGCGUGCCGUGCUACCUGCUCGUGUCGCGCAGCCACUGGUACCUGUACAAGCCCACCGGCGAGCUCUCGCGCUGCAGCCCCGUCGAGCGUGUGGCGAAGGUAAUUCUCUGCCGAGAUAUGCACGUUGUGUGGAAGGUCCCACAGGAACGCGAUGCUGUGAUGCGCUUCGAUGACACCGGCGAGAUUGCCUUUCUGACCAACGUGCUGCGCACCCUCAGGGUCGCUAUGAGUGGGGGCAGUGCUUCAUUUUCCGUGGAGAACCGCAGCGGUGUCAGCUACACAAAGCUCGAUGCGCCAGACGCGGUGCAGCUCGAGCACACAGCAGAGAAUGAGGACGAGUGGCCGCUCCCCCUCGUGGUGGCCGAUGAGGCGCAGCGGCAGUACACCGUCGAAGACGUCGUGGUGCUCAUGCCGCCGCCGCCGCCGCCGCCUCCGCAGCAGCAGCAGUCUCUGUCAUCGCCAUCGCCCUUACCACCGCCGAUGAACGCGAACAAUGAGGCGCAGUGGGAGUCACGCGUCGAAGCCAUCAUGCGCUACCUGGACGGGGAAGCUGAGAGCCCGUCUGCACUGGAUGUGCCUGCAAUUGCCGAUUAUCCAGGUGUCAUUCCUCCCCAUCCUCAACCGCCUGCAGCUGCUGCCAAGGAAGAGCGGGUGUCUUCCCCUCCCACCGAGGGGGGCUCGUCGAUUGUGGAAUCCACCCCAGCCUCAACGAUUCGCCUCAUCCAACCAGUGACGGCAUCCGCCGCCGCCGCCGCCGAGCAGCAUCAGGUGUCGCCACCACCGCGCACGCCGCAUCUCGCCACGUCCACUUCCGCAGUCGAGGGAGAAGCAGCAGCCACUGCGUCCCGUCCCCCACCGCCACCGUCAUUCACGCCACUGUGGGGCAGGGACAGUGGAAGCACACCGGAGAUGCACUCGCUUGUGCGGGAGCUGCGUGACAUGGCGAGUCGGUUGGCCUCAUUGGAGCAGUUAAAUGAGUCCCUGCGGCGCUCGCAUGCACGCGACGACAACAGGGCUGUCAGCCCCGUGCCACCGCAGACGAAGGAAAAUUCAGACUCUCUCAAUAUCCCACGCUCACUUCCUACAAGCCCCUUUGUUCGUCUAACACCUCCGCCGCGCAUCACGCUGCAGUCCGAGGCAGCAGGUGUAGGAGCCGCCGAGUUUGAGCGGCGUAUCGCGUCAAAGAAACUUGACGAGCGUCUUCUACUGCGCGACUACGAGAUCGGGGCAAAGUACCGGCAGGUGUCGGCGUGCAUGGCGAAGGGGGACUUGCAGCAGCUGCUGCUCGUUGCGCGCCUGCAGGAGGAUCUACUGCUGCUGUUGCGGGCGCAGAAGGUCGAUGAUAAGACGGCGGCAAUGCGGCGGGGAGAACAUAAUAAUGACCAUGUAAAUGCUCCUAGAGCUGUCGACCCCCCGACAAGCGGCGGUGUGUGUGGUGUCGCUGAUGAGAAGAAGAGGGCUGGGGAGGAAGAGGAAGAGGAAGAGGGAGGAGCGGGAUGUGACGAUACAAGCGAUUAUGAGGUCUGGGCAGCGACGCACGUAGGGGUGCAGUGGCACAGCGAUCGGUUUGGUGAGCACCUGAGCGCUUGUAAGAAGAAGAUGGUGGAAGAUAUUUUCCGGGGCAGUGCCACGCCCUCGUGA